GAUAAAGUCUAAUAUUUGAGUCAUAAAGAUCACUACUACAUGUGCGAUGUUAAAAAUUAAAAUGGAAAAAAAAAAAAAAGUGAUUUCAAAGUUUGAGUGCAUUAUUCCUUUAUGUUUUAUUUUAUUGUGGACUAAUGCUCAAUAGUUUUACUCUUAGCAAAACAGCACCACUUGUUUUUGUAUUUUACAAAAUAGCCCCUCUCUUUCAUUUUCCGUCCUCAUUUCUUCUUCCUCCCACCGUCAAUUUCACUCGUUAUUGUCUCCUCGGUUCUCACUCCUUCGGUCGCCGACGAAUUCUGCGAUAAGUGGUCAAUGAGGAUUCUAUGGGGCUGUGCAAUCGGAAGUGCAAUUGGUUUAUACAUGGUUGCUGUAGAAAGGCAAACCCAGAACAGGGCACGUGCUUUGGCUGAAGGUUUGGGUGCUGCAGAAUCAUCACAAGGCGAUGGUGAUAGUGUCUGAAUCUACUCAAGACUCUCUCUCUCAGAUGAUGUCAAAGUUGAGUUUUUUUUCUUUUCUUUUAUAUGAUAAUAAAAGAUUGUGUUGGUGUAGUUUCUUGUUGGCAAUAAUCCUAGAAACGGUUUUCGAAACUUGCUAAACAUACAAUUUGUGUUAAUCGAAAAAGCCUCUUUACUUUUCUCUCCAUGUCAUGCUAUGUUUGUGAAUCAAUUUUUUCAUGCGUGUUUUCAGCGAGGCAUUUUGCGUUUUACGGGAUGUGUAUUCUUUUGAAUUAUAAGUCUCACUUCCUUAUAAAAACCAUGACGGGUUCUUUAUUCGGAAAUGUACAGCAGGAAUCAACUUAUUUUCUAGAAAAGAAAGAAAAAAAAAUGGCACAGGGACACCAAGGCAAAUGCUUUGGGUUCGUCCUGUUACUAUGCUUCUUCAGUUCAACUUUCGCACGCAGGAUUCUUAAGGAUCUCCCUAUGAUGGAGCACACCAAGCUACACCUAAACCAUGAAGUGAAGCCUGGGAUGGUUAGUUUGAGCCAGCAAGAUCAUGAGUUGUUGAAUGUUGAACCUGAUCCCAAAGCCAAGCCUGACCAUAAGCUGCAGUCCGAGUGGGGUUUACCACCAGAGCCAGAAGAGCCUGAUCACGUAGUAAAGCCUAAUGAGAAAGAAAAGCAGGAUCACAUAGUAAAGCCUGUUCGCGCAGUAAAGCCUGAUGAUAAAGAAAAGCAGGAUCACAUAGUAAAGCCUGUUCACGCAGUAAAGCCUAAUGAAAAAGAAAAGCAGGAUCUCAUGGUAAAGCCUGUUCACGCAGUAAAGCCUAAUGAAAAAGAAAAGCAGGAUCUCAUGGUAAAGCUUGUUCACGUAGUAAUGCCUGAUGAUAAAGAAAAGCAGGAUCACAUAGUAAAGCCAGUUCUCAAAGAAAAGCCUGAUCACAGAGUGCAGACCAUGGCGAGUGGACUAGAAGAUUCUGACCACGCAGUUAAGCCUAUGGGGUUUGGUGAAGGUAGGGGCUAUGGAAGUGGAAAUGGUGUUGGCUACGGCAUUGGUUAUGGCAGUGGAGGCAGUGGCUUUGGAGAAGGAAUUGGGUCAGGUGGAGGAGGCAGUGGCUUUGGAGAAGGAAUUGGGUCAGGUGGUGGUUCAGGUGUUGGCAUUGGGGAAGGGAUAGGAUCCGGGUCUGGCCAACCUAAUUGCGGUCCAGUCACGGGAGCUCCAGGUAGCGGAUUCGGUGAAGGCAUUGGACAAGGUAGUGGUUCAGGGCAAGGGAUUGGUAUCGGUAUAGGACGUGGCUCUAGUGGUGGACCAAGUGUAGUUGUCCCAGGCACAACAAUCCCUCCCAUAGUGGUUCCAGGCACACAGAUUCCCGGUUUUGUGAUUCCAGGAGUGACGGUUCCCGGCUAUGGUUCUGGGUGCCAAACCGGUGGCUGCACCCCAAACGCACCGUAUUACCACCCACCUUCUUACCAACCCUGUCCCCAUUGUCCACCUUUCACUUCGGGACAAGACAAGCACAUGUCAGGCAAAGGACCCAUGACCGAAGCUCUUGCACCCACCUCAAACGAGAUGCACGGUUAAGCUUUGAGUGUCAAUGGAAACACAAAAGUCUAAUAAAUCACUCGUAAUGGUAUACAUAUUUUGGUUUGAAAAAAGCUUCACACUAAGUUGAAUAAUCCAAAGUUAAAUAAGUGAAAUUUAGUUAAGGAAUAGUACUCAUUGACUCCGGACAAGAUUGAGUAAAAGAAGUGUGCAAAUGGUAUUGUAUUUGCAUUUCCAUGGCUGUUUAUA
Molecule: messenger RNA, 2228 nt
Organism: Thlaspi arvense
Lineage: Eukaryota; Viridiplantae; Streptophyta; Magnoliopsida; Brassicales; Brassicaceae
Source: the annotation of a GenBank genome assembly